Messenger RNA from Mucor velutinosus, 1080 nucleotides. RefSeq lists its product as uncharacterized. Gene Ontology annotation, molecular function: protein binding. The transcript has a single exon. Bases 1 to 1080 code for a protein of 359 amino acids. Lineage: Eukaryota; Fungi; Mucoromycota; Mucoromycetes; Mucorales; Mucoraceae. The record is from RefSeq and is a predicted model, not a curated record.
AUGACCCACAUCACAUCGCUACCUGCAGAGCUGUUAUCCGCCAUCUUUGACACCAUCGAUUCCAACCAUCAGCUCGCAGAAUGCAGACUUGUUUGUAAACACUGGAACGAUCCCGCAGCAAGAUCGAUGUUUGGCAAUACAAUAGUAAUAACUUCUGACAAAACCGCAUCAAGACUCUUUAGACACUUGUUUCUGGAUCCCUGCAAGAUACCUCUCAUCAGACAUUUGAGCUUUGAAUUGGACGACAACCACUUGCCUAUGAACACUUAUAAGCUGCUACUUUUGGCUGUACAUCCCAAUAUUGUAAAUCUGACAGGCUUUGCCAAUUCAGAAAGGUUCUUCAAGGCGCUCUUUGAUAUCAUUGACAAGUCAUCUCAAGAGUUCACCCAACUGGAGACUAUGCCAUCGUACACUGGACUCGAUGUUGAUUUCAACACGACUGUAGCUCUCAAGCUCAAGAAAUCUCUCAUGUAUCCCAUCGUGGUUCUAGGCGGACAGACAACACCAGCUGCAAAAGACUUUCUCAGGAACUUGGAUCAGUUUCCAAAGUUCGAUAUGGUGAUACUUCGAGGGCAUCUUGAUGGACUGGAAUGGCUGGAAGAUCUACUUAGAUGUAACCCUCAUCUCGAUGGAUUAGGUAUAGGCAACCUUGUCAUCAAGGACUUUCUUGCAGACAUGAGAGGACUGCAAGGCGUAGUUUCGUGGUUGACUUCAAAUGUACAGCAAGAGGGAGCAUUGGAAUUUAUCCUGAUCGACUCCCCCAUGUUCCGCCCUGAGGCACUCAUGUACUUUUGUUACAAGUAUCCAAAUAUGAAAUACAUUCAAUUGAAGGGUAAGAUCUGGUUGCCUGAGGGAAGAGCUGCCACCGAUGACGAUGUCUUUACUACAUUAACUCUAAUUCUGGAUGCUGUCAAGAAGAUUGAGUGCAAAGUGAUUCGUCUUGUGCUCCCUAGAAAUACCUCAUUGUUAGCAGUUAUGAAGUUCUUGCCUAAGCGAGAAGAGGACUUAGAGGUUAGUAUUGAAGACAUUGGCGGCCAAAACGAAGUAGUCUUGAGCUUGACAGACGUAAUGGUCGAUUGA